AUGUUCGGUGGCUUCUCGAGCCCUAACAAAGAGAAGAAAGCCGAUUCCUCCCUUGCUGCCGCGUCCUCGCCGUCGACGGCUCCCAACGCAUCAUCCACAGGCCCAGCCGCGUCCUACUCGCAGGAGGACAGCGCCAGCUCCGACAAAACGAACGAGAACCCCUCUUCGUCCAGCCGCGAGAAGCGCCAUUUCUCGCUGACAGACUCUUCCAAGCGUGCGUGCGAGCGUUGGAACCAGCCCGGGGACAAGAAACGGCGAAACAGCUCCGUUAACAAGGCAGCGGCCCUCUUCGCCAGCGCGAAGAAUUCUCUGCACCUCUCCAGCCUCAAGAGCCAGCUCAGAGAUUCAACGACGACAUCGAACACUACGGCUACGACACAGCAGCAGCAGCAGCAGUCUCAGGCUGCGCAGACGACUCUGCAGAUUUUGGGCAAGAUGGAUCCCGCUCUGAUCGUCCCUCAGGGCUCGUUGAACAACUCUGCCGGCGAAUCGAUGCCCACCUCACGUUCCUCUUUCCAGGUUGGUGUGACCGAAGAUAGAAAUAGAAAAUGCCGAAGAACGAUGGAGGACACCCACGCCUAUCUCUACAACUUCCUCGGAGCCCCUCUUGCCCCAGCAACAAGGCAGCUUCAGGCCGAUACCUCGAAACAGAGCGAGGGCGGGGCAACCGAUGAUGCUGCCUCCACGGAGAUGGUGGAAACUGACAAUGGCUACUUCGCCAUAUUCGACGGCCAUGCUGGCUCGUUUGCUGCAGAAUGGUGCGGCAAGAAACUACAUCUGAUUCUUGAAGACACUAUACGAAAGAACCCUAGUGCUCCAGUGCCCAUGCUCCUUGAUCAGACCUUCACCUCUGUAGAUCAGCAGCUAGAACAACUGCCGUUAAAAAAUAGUGGCUGUACUGCCGUCAUUGCAGUGCUAAGAUGGGAAGACCGUCUCCCCAGCCCGGCCGCAUCAAUUGCUGAAUCGACGAAGAAAAAGGGCAAUGCAGACGACCCUGAAGGUACCAGUGUAGAGGGAUCGAAGCCAAGUCUCUCUGAGGAUGCGUCUGCCAUAUCACCGCAGGACGACCACCCCAUUCGUUCCAGGGUUCUGUACACUGCCAACGUCGGCGACGCCAGGAUCAUUCUAUGCCGUAAUGGCAAGGCAUUACGCCUGUCAUACGACCACAAGGGUAGCGAUGAAAAUGAAGGGUUACGAAUAACCAAUGCCGGAGGAUUGAUUUUGAAUAACCGUGUCAAUGGCGUCCUCGCCGUCACUCGCGCUUUGGGAGAUACCUACAUGAAGGAUCUUGUCACCGGACACCCAUUCACCACCGAAACUGUCAUUCAGCCAGAGAUUGACGAGUUUCUAAUAUUAGCUUGUGAUGGGCUUUGGGACGUUUGUUCUGACCAGGAGGCUGUGGACUUGGUUCGCAACACCAAAGAUCCUCAGGCUGCCUCGAAGAUACUCGUCGACUAUGCUCUUUCACGCUUCAGUACCGACAAUCUUUCCUGCAUGAUUGUCCGCUUUGAUACCAAAGCCACGGCAGAGGAGGCAAACCGUCAAGCCUCCCCUAAAGAUCUAAACAAUACCGGCGACUCCUCGAAAAGGACCAUGAGCGAAGCUGACAGAAUCGUCGAGAUGGCCAGGAAAAAUGCCGCUGACAUUGAAAACAAGGCUCGUGCUGAGCAGUCGAUGGACGAAGAUAAGGAUACCACUGAAAAGCCAGCAUCUCAUGAGACACAGCAGAAAUCCGCUAGUGACGAUGAUAAAGAAAAGAUGACCGAACCUGAAUAG
This is a messenger RNA of Trichophyton benhamiae CBS 112371, 1776 nucleotides long. RefSeq lists its product as uncharacterized. NCBI's taxonomy places the organism in Eukaryota, Fungi, Ascomycota, Eurotiomycetes, Onygenales, Arthrodermataceae. Gene Ontology annotation, biological process: protein dephosphorylation. The transcript has 2 exons. Gene Ontology annotation, molecular function: cation binding; protein serine/threonine phosphatase activity. The record is from RefSeq and is a predicted model, not a curated record. Bases 1 to 1776 code for a protein of 591 amino acids.